Messenger RNA from Racocetra persica, 132 nucleotides. NCBI's taxonomy places the organism in Eukaryota, Fungi, Glomeromycota, Glomeromycetes, Diversisporales, Gigasporaceae. The record is from the annotation of a GenBank genome assembly.
AAGCAAUUACUCAGUUUAAAGCAGAUCUUAUUCAUAUUAUUAGAAGCAAGCUUAAAGAUCAUUUUAAGCAGUUGGGCAAACAAACUAUUUCUUUUCCAUGUUUGGAAAGUUUAUUCUUUAGUGUUUUUGAAG